Molecule: messenger RNA, 855 nt
Organism: Melampsora larici-populina 98AG31
Lineage: Eukaryota; Fungi; Basidiomycota; Pucciniomycetes; Pucciniales; Melampsoraceae
Exons: 1
Coding region: 1-855 (284 amino acids)
Source: RefSeq, a predicted model, not a curated record
AUGAUCAAAUAUCAAGAAGAGAAAUAUGAUAUUUUAGAUAGUCAGAAAGACUCACCUAUUGCACCACGAUUAAGAGCUCAUAAAGAAAACGUCCUUCAAAUUCAAAUUAAAUGUUAUGGUAAAUGGACUCCGGCGAUGCGUUAUGAUAUCGCCCAUAGACGUAAUGUGUGGGAAAAUAGGUUAUUAGAUGGGUCAAUGGCGGAUGUAGGCAUGUUGAAUGUGGAGCUGGCGGAAAGAGCAAAAGAGGAUGCGAAGCACUUCAACGACUACAAUUACACCGAUAAUCCCUACGCCUUUGGUAAUGUGAUGAUGCAACAUAUAAGUCCUAUAAAUGGAGAGACUUACCCUUCACAUGCCUCAUGGGACUCCAACAGUGCCCUCAUUGAUACUCAGGCAGAAAUGUUAACUGGAAGAAAUUUAUCUGCAUCUAACAAUCAACCAGUUAAUCAAGUAAUUAGUCAGGCAGGCCGUAACUCUCUGCCAGUUUUAGCGAAUGGAAAAACAGUGCGUUAUAAAGGAACGAAGUUCAAUCCAUUCUACUCACGUCCUAAUCCUUACACCCCUGCACCAUACGUGAACAACACCGACUACUCAAGCAAUUCCUAUACCACUCAGCCUUUUUACAAUAGUCAACCCUUCCAUAACAAUCAACCGACUUUCAACGCUAGCAACAUUAGAGGUGGUGGUAGUGGUAGAGGAAUAGGAAGAGGAGGUACAGGUCGUGGCGCGAGAGGUGGCCGAGGUGGAGGUAUGCAUCCAGCAAUAGGACCUGGAAGCUUUGAUAAGGCAGCAACUGAAUCGGCUGCUAAGAAUGCAGAGAGUAAUGUAGGAGGUGUAGCUUCUAGUUUGACGUGA